AUGGCACUAAGACAGUCGGAAAAAGAUAAAGUACUUCACAAUCGUAUUGAACCGCAGCGUAUGCUUCCAGAAGGGACGACGGUAUUUGUAAAGAGUGUUAUCGACAUCAAUGACAUCCAACUCGGUGUGCUAUGCAAUGAUGCACCGGAUAUAAGUGUUGAGGAGCUGAAGAGGCUACGUGUUUCUCUAAUUGAGAAGUAUUCCAUGGCGAAGACCAGUAUUGAGCAUUCGAUGAUUAGGUACAGUAGGGUGGUACAAGACUAUCAGGACUUGACCAAUCUAUUGAGUGAUUCCACGAUUUCGAAGAAACGUGAGGAGCUGACGACGAUCCUGUUCACUGCGAAGAAGUGUAUAAAUGAGCUUUCAAAGAAGAAGAAAGAGAUCGAAGAGAUCAACAACUACAUUGGUAAUUUCAGCGGAGAAGUGAAGGUUGAAUUCAAGGAGGACGAAUUAAUCAAACACUUUGGAGACUAUGCGGACAAAGUAAAGGAGUCACUGAUUCAGACAGGGACUGGUGACGAUGCUGUGUAUUCAUUGAAUGCGGAUGUUUCACGGCCAGUGCCAGAGCUCGUGCAGCUUCAGCAGCACCUUCAGCGUAGUGUUGAUGAGUAUACACUGUCUAUUAAGGCAUUGACCGAGAGCUAUAAGGAGAAGGUUGCCAAAUUCAACGCAAUCAAGAGGAUCAUGGGCAUAGAGGACGAGCCUAUGGCAGAUGCUGAUCAGCAGGUGGAUGACGUUGAACUUGUGGGUAUUAAUGAUGACGACGAACAAGUCAUUGAGUCUGGGUCAGAUCUUGACGAUGAGAAGGUAACAGAAACGUCUGGUGAAGGAGAUGAUGAUAUCGCUGGUGACAGUGACUAG
This is a messenger RNA of Williopsis jadinii, 861 nucleotides long. RefSeq lists its product as uncharacterized. The record is from RefSeq and is a predicted model, not a curated record. The transcript has 2 exons. Lineage: Eukaryota; Fungi; Ascomycota; Saccharomycetes; Phaffomycetales; Wickerhamomycetaceae. The coding region runs from base 1 to 861 and encodes 286 amino acids.